AUGGCAGAUGACCGGCCCUCAACACCGCCGCCUCCACAGGCACAACCCGCGCGGACAGAACUCACCCCCGGACAACUAGAGCGAAUCGAAAUCAACCGCAUGAAAGCAAAAGCCAUCAGGGAGCAGCGCGAAGCCGAAGCACGCGCCGGCUCUGGCAUAUCCCCCUCCAAACCAACCCAGGGCGUAAAACGGUCCUACUCCUCCCUCACCUCCAGCGCUGAAGAAACCCCUUCUACACUGCGCGAUGCGAACAAUAAUGAUGCGGGCCGGCCGCUCAACUCCAUAAAGCCGGCGCGCAAUUUCACGAAAUUCGUCGAGUAUGACUUCAGCACGAUGACGGAUACGAAAGGUGGGUUUCUCGCGGAGGAGGACGAUCCUUUUAACAAGGCUUUACAUGUCCGGGACGGGAAGGGCGGGGAGGAUCAGAAGCCGGCGCAUAUGACGCAGAAGGAGUGGGAGCGGGAGCAGCUGCUUCGGUCGUUACGGCGGGAUAAGGCGGGCCCGUUUGAGCCUGGGAUUAGUGUGUUGGAUGAAAAGAGCGAGCAGAAGGCUUGUCGCGAGUGUGGAGGUUUGGAGAUCGAUUGGAAGUGGGAGGAGGAGUUGAAGUGUCUGGUUUGCCAUGCUUGUAAGGAGAAGUUUCCGGAGAAGUAUAGUCUUUUGACGAAGACGGAAGCGAAAGAGGAUUAUCUUUUGACGGAUCCUGAGCUCCGCGACGAAGAACUCCUCCCGCAUCUCGAACGACCAAAUCCACACAAAUCAACAUGGAACAAUAUGAUGCUAUACCUGCGCUACCAAGUCGAAGAAUACGCGUUCUCGCCCAAAAAAUGGGGCUCGCCAGAUGCACUAGAUGCGGAGUUCGAGCGACGCGAAAACGAGAAAAAGCGACGGCGCGAAACAAAAUUCAAGACAAAACUCGACGACCUUAAGAAGCGGACGCGGGUUGAGGCGUAUCGGCGCAAUCGACAGGGUGCUGCGGGGGGCACGUUUGGUGAUGAGAUUGGGAGUGGUGGGAGGCAUGUACAUCAGUGGGGGAGAUCGAUCCAGGACCCCGAGACGGGGAUUGGGACGAAGAAGUGUGUGGAUUGUGGGAUGGAGGUUGAGGAGUUGGAGUUUUGA
Molecule: messenger RNA, 1116 nt
Organism: Aspergillus puulaauensis
Lineage: Eukaryota; Fungi; Ascomycota; Eurotiomycetes; Eurotiales; Aspergillaceae
Gene: rad14
Product: DNA repair protein RAD14
Exons: 3
Coding region: 1-1116 (371 amino acids)
Biological process (GO): nucleotide-excision repair involved in interstrand cross-link repair; base-excision repair; UV-damage excision repair
Cellular component (GO): nucleotide-excision repair factor 1 complex
Molecular function (GO): damaged DNA binding
Source: RefSeq, a predicted model, not a curated record